AUGGGUAAUAACAAUUCGAAUGAGAAUAAACCAGAAAUCGUGCAAAAAAAAUUCGAAGAAGAGGAACAUUAUUUGGCAAGCGACGUUGACUUUGUUGGUAAAAAUUAUUCAUAUCAUUUUAUAAAAAGUCAUUUAUUUCAAAGUAAUUUUUCCGCACCGAUCGAGGACAGACUAAUUCAAGGAGGAUGUAAAGUACUUGAUGUUGCAUGUGGUUCUGGAACAUGGUUAUUAGAUUUAUCAACUAAUUAUGAGAAUUCUCACUUUUCGGGACUUGAUUUUCAAGCGAUAUAUCCACAAGAGAUAAAACCUCCGAAUUUAGAUUUUAUCAAAGCAGAUAUAUUGGAUGGAUUACCAUUCCCUGAUAAUGAAUUUGACUUUAGUAACCAAACCAGCGAUUUAGGUCCAAUUCUUUACAAAUUACUUAAUGGAUUGCGCAUGCAUCUCAAAAAACAAAUGGUGGAUACGGAUGUGAUGUAUGAUCUUGAGCCAAUGCUUAAAUCACAACCACACAUAACGCAAGUUCAUCGAGAUGAAAGAGAGAUUAUUAUGGGUCCUCAUGGCGGUAAACUAGGUUUGGCUUUUCAAGAAGUAUAUGAAAUAUUUUCUAGCACAGAAAAGACAAUUGAAAUUAUAAGUUCUGAAAUGGAAGUUUCUAAAGAAGAAUAUAAACAAAUGAUAGGAAAAAAACUUACAAAAGAAAUUAGUGAAAUUGGGCCAAAGUUUUAUAUUUUUAGACUAUGGACUCAAAAAGUAAUUAAUUGA
Molecule: messenger RNA, 762 nt
Organism: Funneliformis mosseae
Lineage: Eukaryota; Fungi; Glomeromycota; Glomeromycetes; Glomerales; Glomeraceae
Source: the annotation of a GenBank genome assembly